Messenger RNA from Orussus abietinus, 2470 nucleotides. RefSeq names its product triokinase/FMN cyclase. Gene Ontology annotation, biological process: glycerol catabolic process. Bases 250 to 2088 code for a protein of 612 amino acids. The record is from RefSeq and is a predicted model, not a curated record. Lineage: Eukaryota; Metazoa; Arthropoda; Insecta; Hymenoptera; Orussidae. Gene Ontology annotation, molecular function: glycerone kinase activity. The transcript is spliced from 11 exons. Gene Ontology annotation, cellular component: cytosol.
UGCUAUUUAAAUGUAACUAUCGGCAUUCUAAUGUAACAACAGAGAUCAAUUUUGCAGUGCCGCCAGGUAUUUUUCAGUUCAAUCCUUGUAACGUUGGCCACCCUACAUAAUCAGCCGUUGGGUAACUUCCUAACCUUGUUCACAGAGCUGACAGGAUUUUAAGUAUAGAAGUAUUAGACCAAUUUACAAUUUAGACGGUACAUUGUAAAUACUUUUCGAGGAGUAGAAGAUCAAUUAUUCAUUGAAAUUAUGAAUUUCUCACGAUAUGCUUUGGCCGAAGGGUGUUUGUGUUCGCUGCCUACACGUUCAGAUAAAUAUGCACUCUUCGAGGACGUUACCAUGUCUGCAGGGAAAAAAUUAAUCAACUCCGUUGAAACUGUUGUUGAGGAAUACCUGUCUGGUCUCUGCUUAGCAUACCCACAUUUGGAAUUCCAUGCAAAGAAGAAAGUCAUUCUAGCUCCCGAUUGGAAGGACCGAGAUGGUAAAGUGUCUGUCAUGUGCGGAGGAGGAGCAGGACACGAACCAUUUGCAGCAGGAUUCGUUGGAUCAGGAAUGCUGACCGCCGCAAUAGCUGGUUCUGUUUUCGCUGCGCCACCAUCUAGCAAUAUUUUAUACGCAUUACAAUGUGUAUCGACGAACAACAAAGCUGGAACUUUAGUAAUUAUACCAAACUACACAGGAGACUGUUUAAAUUUUGGAAUAGCUAUUGAAAAAGCUCGUCAAGCAGGAUUAACGGUAGCGGAUCUUACAGUGGGAGAAGAUUGUAGUAUACCCACAAGUGAGCAAGGAAGAGCAGGAAGACGUGGUUUGGUAGGAAUAAUGUUUGUUCAAAAGGUAGCUGGAUCGCUUGCAGAGAGGGGUCGAAGUCUUGCCGAAGUAGCAAGAUAUACAGAAAUAGUAGCGAAUAAUAUAGCUACCUAUGCUGUUGGCUUGUCGGUGUGUUCACUACCUGGUCAGGGUCCAAUGUUCGACCUUCCACAAGAUGAAAUAGAAGUCGGAUUAGGUGUUCAUGGUGAAGCAGGAUACAAACGACUGAAGUUACAAAAUGCAGCACAAGUGGUGUCACUCAUGCUAAAUCAAAUUAUCCAGACACUAUCCAUAGUCAGUGGAGACUUCGUAGCAGUCAUUGUGAAUAACUUUGGUGGUUCUAGCCAGCUAGAACAAGGGAUCGUAACCAAUGAAGUUAUUAAACAACUGGAGGAGAAAGGAGUGGAACCAGUUCGUGUUUACUUUGGUGUCUUGAUGACAUCGCUAGACAGUGCUGGUAUACACAUAUCGAUGCUAAGAUUGCCUGAACAUUCCAAAGCAAUACUCAUCGAGUGCCUUGAUGACAAGACCGAAGCACCAUGCUGGCCUGGUCGAUACUACAGUAAAAAACCAUCAAAGCCUAAAGAGCCUUUAAUUGAAGAGAAAAGAAAAAGAUCACCUAAGAUAGGCCGGGCAUUAACUGAGCAACAAGACAACCUACUUAAAAUGUGUUUAAAGAAAGCCUGUGAUGCAAUUAUGGAAAAGGAAGAUUUGAUCAAUGAACUGGAUCGAGGUUGCGGAGAUGGGGAUUGUGGAACGACACAUAAGGAACUUGCUAAAGGAAUUCUUGCUGCACUUGAUAGUUUACCAACAUCUCAUCCUUCGUCGUUAUUAACGGAACUAUCAAUGAUUGCCGAGGAACGAAUGGGUGGAACUUCAGGUGCUGUUUACAGCCUGUUGUUCACAACUGCAGGCACUGAACUAUCACUAGCAAAAAGUGGGGAAGAUUGGUUAGAAACCUGGGCCCAUGCUUGGCGUGGUGGCAUCGAUGGAAUAAUAAGAUACAGCAAAGCAAGGAUCGGUGAUCGAACAAUGCUGGACGUUUUGGAUCCUGCUUGCAAAAUAUUCGAAGAGAAUUUAUCAGGAUUCUAUGAAGAAACUGUAACGAUGGUAAUAGAGGGAGUCUGGCGUGCUUGCAAUGAAACUAAAAACAUGGAGCCCAGAGCCGGUAGAGCUAGCUACGUAAAACAGGCAAUUCAUCUGAAAGAUUCUGAUGCUGGAGCUUACGCUGUAGCUACAUGGAUUAAUGCCAUUGGCCAAGUAAUUCUAAGCAAUCGUUGAUAAAAUAUAAUCAUCUACAUAAAUCAGAAAUUUAUAGAACAGCAUAUCGCAAAACGAUUAUGGAAAGUCAACAAAGUAGGAAAAGUUAUUUGUUCUAUGAUUAUCACAUUUGUAUUAUACAUUUCUUCCGAUGUAGUCUAGUCAACAAGGAGGCUAUCAUAAAGUUCAAGACUUGUCAGGUUAAUUACCAACUUGACUCCUAAAACAUUUUUUACUGGCUUAAAUUGGAAUUAGGAAUAUGUUUACAAAAUAUACUGUUAUAUCGCCCAAUUGUAUCGAAGCAAUGAAUACAAUUCUGGGUCCUUUAUAGGAAAACUAGUUGUAAUAUUAGGCAACUGGGAUUAGUAUUAAUCAACUGUUAAAAUAAAUGUUCAAUGUGUAA